AGAGGGAGAGAGCGAAAGAGAGGGGGGAUGCUUGGUUACCUUUCAAACAAAGCAUCUGAUUUGCACAGCAAACGAAGAGGAGGGGAAAGCAACGGAGGAGGAAUGAAAGGAAAGAGAUGAAGGGAGUGAUUGCACGGUGCCACACACUUGAGUCUACCUUGAAGACAGUGUAGCGUUGGAUCACGGCAUGACAGCUCAACAGUAGUCUCCACUCCACAGCACUUCUACUGUGCUCCACCACUGUCCAGAGAGAAAGACAACAUCUAAGUAAGAAACAGUGAGGGAGUCAGCUCAACUGAUUGUGAAGGAGGGAGAGACAGAACUAAAGAAGAAGAUAGAAGAUGCACAUCAAUAGACAUUCAGAAAGAAGAAGCGGAUAGAGAGCUAAAGCACGCUGCCUGGGGAUGCAGAGCGAUUGUAGGAGGAACGUAGCAGCAGCAGCCUAGCCAGGCGGACAGACAACAUACACACAUCCCAGAGAGGAACUGUUGGCUCUGCCCCCUAGUGGAGGAUGAAGAAGCAUUCAGCCAGAGUGGCUCCUCUCAGCUCCUACAGCUCCCAGGUCCUCACCUGCUCCAUCUCCGAAGGAGAGGAGGGUUCUGAGUCUCAUGCGGACACACCAGGCAGUGAGGCCAGUGAAGAGGGGAAAUCGUACCAGACGUGUGCUAACACAGUGCUGAAGGUGCUGGGGGGCCUCCUAUUGGUCCUAUGUGUCUCCUCCUCUUGGGUGGGCACCACUCAGCUGGUCCAGCUCACCUUCAAGUCCUUCUCCUGCCCCUUCUUCAUCUCCUGGUUCAGCACCAACUGGACCAUCCUCCUCUUCCCUCUCUACUACGGAGGCCACGUGGUCACCACCAGGGACAAGCAGACGCCUAUACAGAAAUUCAGAGAGUGCAGCAGGCUUUUUGGGGAGGAUGGGAUGACCCUCAAGCUGUUCCUGAAGAGGACAGCUCCCUUCUCCAUCCUGUGGACCCUGACUAACUACCUGUACCUGCUGGCCCUGAGGAAGCUGACCGCCACUGACGCCUCAGCCCUCUACUGCUGCCACAAGGCCUUCGUCUUCCUGCUGUCAUGGAUCGUCCUAAAGGACCGCUUCAUGGGUGUACGGAUUGUGGCAGCCAUAAUGGCCAUCACAGGCAUCGUCAUGAUGGCUUACGCAGAUGGUUUCCAUGGGGACUCCAUCAUAGGCGUGGCCUUGGCUGUAGGCUCCGCGUCCACAUCGGCUCUCUACAAGGUGCUGUUUAAGAUGUUCCUGGGCAGUGCCAGCCUGGGUGAGGUGGCUCACUUCCUCUCUACCAUGGGUGUCUUCAAUCUCAUCUUCAUCUCCUUCAUCCCCCUCAUCCUCUACUUCACCAAAGUGGAACAUUGGGGCUCUCUGUCCUCGCUGCCCUGGGGAUACCUGUGUGGCCUGGCUGGGCUCUGGCUGGUGUUCAAUAUCCUAGUUAAUGUUGGAGUGGUGCUUACCUACCCCAUCCUCAUCUCUAUAGGGACAUUGCUCAGUGUGCCCGGCAAUGCAGUGGUAGAUGUGUUGAAACAUGAGGUGAUCUUCAGUGUGGUGCGUCUGGCUGCCACCUGCAUCAUCUGCCUUGGCUUCCUGUUGCUGCUGCUUCCUGAGGAGUGGGACUCCGUCACGCUGCGCUUCCUCGCUGCAUUCAAGAAGUCUGAGGAGCAUGGAGAGGAGCUGACUGAUUCCAGCAUCCACACACGCAGCCGCAGCCAAGCCAAUGGCGCCGUCUCAAUCCCUAUGGCAUGACCCCCGACCCUGUUAGCUCCCAUGAUCCUCCAAAGGCCCAUCCCAUCAUCAACCCCUAUCCUCGCACAGUUCUACAUUUCCCAUCUGGGAAGCAUGGCGGGAUGACUCCUGUGCUGACUACAGACCAGGAAGUCCAAAAUCAGGAGAACAGGAAGUGUUUCUAUGGCUGAGAGAAACUGUUGUGGAGUUGAAUCUCCUCUGUCACUUUCCCCAGGAACUAAUGGGGAGUUAAAAAGAGAACCUUACUGCUGAUUUUGCUGAGCGUAAAGUUGGAAAGUCUUGAACUCCUUGCCACACCCAGUCUUGCCCCUAGACCACAUAAGCCCAACCUUUAACCUGCACCACGGACUGUAUUCUGUGAAUAUAAAUAUUGACAGGGCCAGUUUGGCUCAAUCUUAUGUGCAUUUAUUGAAUUUACUCAGAGGUGUAUCAAUAGAGUAUUUACAUUUGACUUCUUAUAUAGUAUUAUAUACAGGAAUGGGUUGGGAAACAUAUGCUGAACAUACAGGCUCUUUUUCUUUUUUAAUAAAAGUCAAAUAAAGACCAAUAGCUUCUUGAUCAGAUCGUCUCAUAAACACAACCUUUAAAAACAUGCUAUGUUCAAGACCGGAAAAUUAUUGAAAUGGAUAUUUCAGUUAUCAAUAGCCACUGAAGUGGAUCAGGUCCACAUUCGACAAAGCAGAGCUUCUGAGGUCUCUCUCCAUAAAGCCAGGGCCUUCAUAUCAUCCUAUUACAUCACCUCUGCAUAAGCCACGUGCGUGGCACACAGACAGCAGGUUCAUGUUUAUAUGUAUAACUAACUGCUCAGUAGAUCUGCUCAAAUAUGUCACUACCAUGUCUUCGGACCUGAUUCAUCUUAGUCCCAAACAUAUCCAGCAGUAUGGAGUGUGAUUCAUUCAGUCUUAGUAAUAAUGUAUUUAAGUAAUUCUGCAGGAAUGACAGACUCUCCUCUGUCAUCCAUUCCUCUCUCUACUCCCCCUGCUCACUUACACAGAGAUCUCUGGUAAUUAGGUGAUGAAGGCUUUUAUGGCCCAGCAGCAGCCUAGCACUGAUUCAGCUGCACGUAGCACACAGCUCCUCCUCAGCCAGUCCGUGACAGCUACCAGGCAAAACAGCCUUUCAGUGGGAUAGAAAUAGAAUGAAACCAAAAUGAACGAUGGAAUAACUAAAUUCAUUUCAGGGCACUUGAAUUACUUUAUUCCUGGAGAAGAAGUGGAGUGUGUUUGUUGGAAGUAAUCUGUUCUCCUCUGAGGCUGUGAGACAGAGCUCAGUCCCCAGUCAGUGCUGUGAUGACUGGUGUGCUGUCAGUGAGACAUGACCUCUAAUGAAGCGUUUGCUGAACUGACAGAUUCAGACACUGUUGUGGAUGCUGCCUCAUUAAACCAAAUGAGCGAGAAAAGAGGAGGUGAACGAAUGUAGGGAGGGGUUUAAAUCCUCAUUAUUGAUGAUUUUCACAUCCACACACUGAGACAGAACAAAGUACAGCAUCUCCAUGUUAGGCAGGUAGUCCGAACUCUCUUCAUCAUUUGAAAAGUAUUUCUCAAAACUUUUACCUUUAUUUCUAUGUCCUGCUGUGAAUUACUUCCUUGUUGGAAACUGAAAGUAUCGUGUAUGUUGUCGAGGCAGAUUCUGUAAAUGAUCUAUUAUUAUGCCUGAACAGUUUGGAGCGUGGAGGGGAAGAGGUAUGGGGCUAGAAAAAAAGCAUGGUCUUUCAAGCAUUAACUUGGAGUUACAAAGUAACCUGUAGGGAGAGUUGUCAUAGAAGCAGCUUAUUAUUAUGAAAAAUAUAAAGACAGGGAUGGGGGCACAGACCUUCCAUUUUAACCACAACUAAACCUGUUAACUCACUUGUACAGCUGCAACAUACAGAAUGGAGACCUGAGAUGUAUGCCACCACAACUGACUUGGGGAGUUAUUGUGUAACUAAGGGUGUCAUACCAACAGGCUAUGCUAAUUUAUCAAGAAAGAAAAGUAAACUACAGUACAUCAAGAACCGUAGCAGCUGGUGGUGGAGCAUUAAACACCACAUACAGCCAAACGAAUGAGAGAACAUGAGCGGAGGACUUAAAACAAGUGAGGUGAGACAAGUUCUUCUGAUUUCAACACUGAAAGUAACUUAGACCGUCCGGAUUUCAUAAUAUUAACAAACCCAAAUUAGAGUGUGAUUGCUUGACUCAUCAACAGACUUUUGCUAAAAGCAUAGCAUAGCAUAGCAUAGCAGCCUAACGGCCAUAGCAGAGGGCUAGUGGUGGACUAUGGGCUCUACAGGAUCCAGGUCCAGGCUGAGUCAGGUGGCCCCAUGUCACAGUCAGCCAGAGGGAGACCUGGACCAGCAGGCCAGUCAUCCCACCUCACAAUGGACCAUCUCUGCUGUGCCAACCCCACUGGAGCCACAACAUGGGCCCCUAGGACAUAGGACUAUCCAGCUGCCCCCACUGAAAAUGGAAAACCCUGCAAGCUUCCCCCCACUAUCUACAGAAUCAUCAUAUGUAGCAAGCAGCCUUCCACAGAGUCAAAGCAACAUUUGUGGACCAAGCAUCAUUCAUUCUCAUCCACCACGAAGACUACAGGUGUUGCAACCACUGGCCCCUCUUAGUGCAGGCCUCAAGGUUACUGCCAAUCACAUGGCCAUGGGAGGACUCCUGGAGGCACAGAUGGUCCUCAGUCAACAGGCCCAGCGAAGAAGGAGAGCCCACCAGAGACGAGUCCGAGAGCAGCGGGUCCACGAGAGGACAAUCUACAUAGAUAAUGUUGAAGCACCAAGCAGCAAAGGGAUACAGAGACUGCAUCUGCUAAACAGGCCAACCCAAAGGGACAUAUUUUGGGAUGAGAUGACAGGAGAGAGUCUCGACCUCAAGGAGAUCCUCCAACCAAGCCCCCUUCCCCUGGAGCAGGGAGAGAGACAGCAGUCCCAGCCUGGACCACCACAGUGCCUGUGUAGGGAUGAAGAGCUGAUCAACAGAGACUUGGCAUGGGGAGGCCUCAGGAAUCCUCACUGGAAAACCAAUACUCUCACAGACAGAGUAGAAGGGGAGACAGAUGGUGGACUGACCAUGAGGAAAACCUUACCUUCGAUGCUGGACUGGAAGACAGAGAAACAAAGAGAUACAAUUCCCAAACACUUGAGCUCUUUGGGGGAUAAUGAGAGGGCUAGUAGGAGGCCUCUGAGAGGCUGGCAGAGAGAGGGCAUUAGAGGUCUAUGUCAUGGGGAGAGAGGGAUUUGGGAACCUGACCUGGAGUAGGAGCUGUUUGAGGGGUUUACUAAUCUGGAUUAGAUCGGAUCUCCAAUCUCAGUUUGCGAAAUUCUAAUGGUGUAUAGGUGGUCACUUCAUUUUGAAAAGCAGAAAUUGUAGCUCAUUUAUCUUUUAAACUGUUAGCAUUUUCACUGUAUGAUCACAUGGCAAACUAAAUAUUGGUUUGUCAUAACCAAAGUAUUUCAGAGAAUGUGUCCACCACCAGUGUUAAACUAUCACCUGAAUGUAUUCAUAGGAUUGCUUAAUUAAAAUAGCAGCUGUGGUUAAAGUCUAGGAAUGCUUCAUUAGAAUAGCAGAUGUGGUUAAAGUAAGUCUCAUUGUGGGAACAAAUCUGUUUUCCAUAACAAAUAAAUGUGUUUAUGAAAGUGAAUCAGUGUGUUUUUAUUCCAGCCUGUUUGAAGGCAGUGUGUGGCGCCCUCUAGGGAUGAUAGUGAUACUACAGGUGUGGAAAGGUCUAA
This is a messenger RNA of Oncorhynchus gorbuscha (pink salmon), 5465 nucleotides long. RefSeq names its product solute carrier family 35 member F4-like. Gene Ontology annotation, cellular component: membrane. Gene Ontology annotation, molecular function: transmembrane transporter activity. The record is from RefSeq and is a predicted model, not a curated record. Gene Ontology annotation, biological process: transmembrane transport. NCBI's taxonomy places the organism in Eukaryota, Metazoa, Chordata, Actinopteri, Salmoniformes, Salmonidae. Bases 512 to 1753 code for a protein of 413 amino acids. The transcript is spliced from 11 exons.